CUCCACACUCCACCAUGAGGUUCCUGGUAAUCUUCCAGACGCUCCUGGCAGCGGCCAUCGCGGCAAAACUCCCUACCUACAGCCUCCCCAGCCAGCAACAUCAACCAAAUGUUGGCACCCCGCUGCCCUCCCCGCCCGCCAGGCCAUCAGGCCAACAGAUCCAGCCACAUGUGGACCAGAAUAGCCUGACCCAGACCUAUGAGUCCGCUGGCCAACAUAUCCCGCAAAAGCUCCAUGGCCCAGCAGGAGGCAAUGGCCUAACUCAUACUUUUGAAGAAGCCACAAGACCACAGGAUCCUUUCCAGUUCCAGGGUCUCACCGGCCAUGAUGUCUUUAUCCAGACCUUUGAUGAAACUGUUGGGCCAGCUCAGGGUUUCGUGAGACCAACGGAGUCUAACGAUCUAAAUCAGAUCCUUGACGAGUCCAAAGGUCCAUUCGCCCCAACACAGCCCCAAGGAACCAAUGGACAAAACUUCUUCGAAAGCUCCUCUGUGCAGCCACAAGGACCAACACAACCCAAGGGCCCCGCUGGUCUUGUGCUCGGCGGCAGCUGCCCCCAGGGGCAGGUGGUGCACGCUGACGGCUCCUGCGCGGUGCCCGAGGUGACCCGCGACCUGUACGUGUUCAGCAUCCCCGACACACCUCGCCGUCCCAGCAGGCCGCCGCCCACCCUGCCGCCACCAAGGGUGCACGAGCACGUGCUGUUCAUCCGCGCGCCGGAGGGCGGACACACCGCGCAGCCCCUGCUGGUGCCACCACCCGCGCAGAAGAGCGUCGUCUACAUUCUCAGGGAAGACUCGCCUGACGAGGAGCCGCGCGUCAUCCAGGCGCCCGCGCCGCCGCCCGCACGCCCCGAAGUCUUCUUUGUCAACUACGAGGACGGCGAGAACCCCGCCCUGCACGGUGGCCUCGACCUGCAGCAGGUCCUACAGACCGUCACCUCGGCCCCGCCAGCCCUGCACGACGCCGCUGUCCCCGAACACGUGCAGGAGGCGCCGCAACAGCAAACUCACUCCCAGCAAGGAGCUCACGCCGGCGGUGACCUUGUCCUGGAAGAUAACAGCGACGAAGAUCUCACUCUAGGAGGAUUCAGCGCCCAUGAUGCUACUCUGGGAGGCCACAGUGACGGUACUUUUGCUCUGGGAGGUCACAUCGACGGUAAUCAGCAGCCUGAAACCUAUACCAAUGGUAAUCAGCAGUCGGGAAGCUACAACAACGGUGAUCAGCAGUCGGGAAGCUACAAUAACGGUGAUCAGCAGUCGGGAAGCUACAACAACGGUGAUCAGCAGUCGGGAAGCUAUAACAAUGGUAACCAGCAGCCAGAAAGCUACAGCAACGGCAUCCGGCAGCUGGAAGCCCACAAGAACGAUAAUCAGCAGCUGGGAGGUCAUAACAACGACCAUCUCGGUUUGACGGUCGUUUUUGAUGAUGACUUUGAGCUUGGAGAACACUUCGACCAUGAUGUUUCUUUGGAAGGUCAUUCUGACGACACGUUUGUCCAGAUAGGCCAAGAUGAUAUCUCUCUGGAAGAUCACACUGACGAUGACUUUCGCCUGAGGCAUCACAGCCACGGUGACCUCGUGUUGGGAAGCCAGGCUGACAAUACUCCCACGAACAUUGUCCAGGGCGUCCAGAGAGAUCAGUUUGAUGGUCAAACCCUGAGCCAUGCGCAAGAAACUUUUGCCGAGACUCCGACUGGUUUUGCAUUCCAGAACAGCGGCGACUUUGACAGCGACAACAGCCAGGAGAAAGAGAACGGAGGGUACGCCGUGCCCGCCACACUCCUCGGCGCCAACUUUGGAAGCAGAGACAACAGAUUCAAUCGUUUCGUCGACGGCGAGGAGGCAGCUCGUGGAGCGGUGGAUAUAGUGACUGACGCAGCGGCAAGAUUCAAUGGGGACAUUUACGGGCCACCCACCGCCUCCCCUGCUCCUCCGUCUCUGCUCUACUCGCAGCCUUAACGCCCCACACCCUUCACUUUACACGCGUGAUGUCCUGAUGUAACACUCCACUGCCGCUAACACCGCACAUCCUGCCUCACGCCGUGACAGUCAGCGAGGCAUAUGAAAAUACAUAAAAUCUGUAUCUUUUGGCUUAGAAAUGAGAACAUAAGGGAAGCUACAAUAAGCUAAUAAUCCCUUUCUUUCAUUACUGCAAGUGUAGGGCUUCUGUGUCUUCCUGAAGAUGUAACACACAACACACAGCAACACCUCGCCACUGCACCACUCACUGACUGUCUCACGUUGCUUCCCAUCCUUCUCCCAUCAGGCAAUACUUGGUGCAGUAGUUCCUGUAGUAAUGGAGUGGUCAUGCAUGCGACUGCUACCUUUUAGAAAACUUUAAGUAUCUGUUUAACAUUGAUCGUGUCACCUUUAUAUAAUUUCAUAAAGUAUAUACUAUUUAUUUAACGUAAU
Portunus trituberculatus (swimming crab) is the source of this 2414-nucleotide messenger RNA. RefSeq lists its product as uncharacterized. Lineage: Eukaryota; Metazoa; Arthropoda; Malacostraca; Decapoda; Portunidae. The transcript is spliced from 2 exons. The record is from RefSeq and is a predicted model, not a curated record. Bases 15 to 1961 code for a protein of 648 amino acids.